AUGGAUCAUGUUACAAAGGGGAAUCCUGGUGCCUUUGUCAUAAAUGGUCCUGGUGGAACGGGGAAAACUUUUUUAUAUAAUGCUCUUUAUGUAGAAAUUAGAUCAAUGAAUAAGAUUGUUUUACCAACAGCAACUUCGGGUAUUGCUGGAGCCAAUAUUCCUUCUGGUGGAACUGCGCAUUCACUGUUUAAAAUCCCUUUAGACCCUUCGAGCUCACUUACUUGUAAUGUUCCUAAGCAGGGAAGUUUAGUUGUGCUUAUAAGGGAAACAACGUUGAUUAUUUGGGAUGAAGCUUCUAUGGCUAAGAAGGAAAAUAUUGAAUCCCUCGAUUCACUACUCAGAGAUUUUUGCAAUUCAAGUGUAUUAUUUGGAGGCAAAUUAGUAGUGUUUGGUGGGGAUUUUAGAGAAGUUCUUCCAAUUGUUCCACGUAAAUCACAGAGAGAAGCAGUUGCUGCAAGUUUAGUUAGUUCUGCUCUGUGGCCACAACUACUGAAGUUCAGGCUUACUGAAAACUUAAGGGCUACAGAUGAUCCUGCAUAUACAGCUUUUCUGUUGGCACUUGGAUAUGGUGAAUUGCAAAAAACGGAGGAUGCGUUUGUUGAGCUGCCAUUAGAUAUUGUUAAGCCUUUUUGUACUGGAAUAGCUGAUAACGUACAUCUAACAGCUGUAACAUUUCCUGAAAUGGAUAUGUUUCCAUUUAGUUCAAACAGUCUACAAGAGCUAUAUUGA
This is a messenger RNA of Chenopodium quinoa (quinoa), 729 nucleotides long. Its product is annotated as ATP-dependent DNA helicase pif1-like. The record is from RefSeq and is a predicted model, not a curated record. The transcript has a single exon. Bases 1 to 729 code for a protein of 242 amino acids. Gene Ontology annotation, biological process: DNA repair; telomere maintenance. Gene Ontology annotation, molecular function: DNA helicase activity. NCBI's taxonomy places the organism in Eukaryota, Viridiplantae, Streptophyta, Magnoliopsida, Caryophyllales, Amaranthaceae.